Clonostachys byssicola is the source of this 672-nucleotide messenger RNA. The record is from the annotation of a GenBank genome assembly. Lineage: Eukaryota; Fungi; Ascomycota; Sordariomycetes; Hypocreales; Bionectriaceae.
AUGCGUCAACAAGAGACUGAAUACGACUUUGUCACACUCUGGCAUGUUGUUCGUCUGCUUGCCGGGCGUGACCUUGAAAUGAGAUGCAAACCCUCGCAAACCCCAGGCCAACUUUCAUGGGAGAAAGACUGGGGACGCCACUGGAAAGCUGUCGACAUGUGCUGUAGCUACCUUUCCUCUUGGCCGGAAUCCCAGUUGAAACACUGGAGAAGGCUUGUUGAAACGUAUCUGAUUGGCACGGCGCUUCCCCCAUUGUCUCUCACCCCGGCGGAGCUACUCGAUAUUGUGUGCAAGGAGGAGACAAAUACUUUUGCUCUCUACCCUAAGUUGACCGGCCCGUUGUAUAUGAUCGAUCAGCCUGUUCCCAGAGGUGACUCAUAUGGUCUGGGCUUGUAUCCGAGGGCCGCUAGGUUUAAUCAUUCUUGCCUUCCAAAUGUUUCACACAAACCGGAUGAACAGGGGCGAAUGGUAUAUACUGCUGCACGCGAAAUUUCCGCAGGAGAGGAAGCAUUGAUCAGCUAUUUUGAUCUGACCAAGUUUACGACCCUCGAGGAGAGACAAGAACAUGUACAAGUGCACUUCCGCUUUACUUGUGACUGUGCAAGAUGUACCGAAGAAAGCGCGGAGGAAAAUUUACUCAACAUAGAGUCACUGCCGUUUGGUAUUUUUUAA